This is a messenger RNA of Necator americanus (New World hookworm), 594 nucleotides long. RefSeq lists its product as uncharacterized. The transcript has 6 exons. The record is from RefSeq and is a predicted model, not a curated record. The coding region runs from base 1 to 594 and encodes 197 amino acids. Lineage: Eukaryota; Metazoa; Nematoda; Chromadorea; Rhabditida; Ancylostomatidae.
AUGACAGGCGGCGCUGCUUCAGUAGAUAUGGCAGUGUUCUGCUUCGAUGUGAUAGCAGCCGCCGUCAACAACCAUUCUGAUCCGCCUGUUCCUCCUUCUAUACCUAAUGACAAAUUUCCUCUCUUUGUGACUUGGAAAAAAGGCAGUCAUCGCCGACUACGAGGUUGUAUAGGAACAUUUUCGCAGCUUCAUUUACAUACGGGUCUACGGGACUACGCUAUUACUAGCGCGUUUCACGAUUCACGUUUUGAUCCGGUUCGAAAAGAAGAGAUUCCUCAUUUACAUUGCGGGGUUUCACUAUUAAUCAAAUUCGAAUCUGCUCAUGAUUACACGGACUGGACAAUCGGGAUGCAUGGAAUACGCAUUCAUUUCAUGGACGGUAGUAUACGCAGAGACGCCGUCUAUUUGCCAGAAGUGGCUUAUGAACAGGGUUGGGACCAUUUGGAAACGAUCAACAAUCUAAUCGAAAAGGGCGGCUACCGAGGACGUAUCGACGAAGGCUUUCGAUUGUCCCUUCAAGUAACUCGUUUCCAAUCCAGUAAAGUAAUGAUCUCAUAUGAUGACUACGUGCGGUAUAAGCGCGCUCUAAAGUAA